Molecule: messenger RNA, 198 nt
Organism: Dovyalis caffra
Lineage: Eukaryota; Viridiplantae; Streptophyta; Magnoliopsida; Malpighiales; Salicaceae
Source: the annotation of a GenBank genome assembly
AUGGAAAGCUCAAAAAUAUCAGCUUGUAGGCAUACAAAGGUCAUAAAUUCUGAUCAGAAAGAAGUUACAGAAUCCGUAACAUACGCGCGGAAAGCUUUUCUCAAGCUUCUCGAGGAAAAUUCACAGGGUUUCGCAAUUGUCCCAGACCAUCAAGCUGGUGCAAAGUCAAAACCAAAAGAAUGCAAAUGCAAAAACUAA